This is a messenger RNA of Sarcophilus harrisii (Tasmanian devil), 2449 nucleotides long. It is a transcript of the gene DRC1, whose product is annotated as dynein regulatory complex subunit 1. The transcript is spliced from 18 exons. Gene Ontology annotation, biological process: regulation of cilium movement; axonemal dynein complex assembly; cilium-dependent cell motility. Lineage: Eukaryota; Metazoa; Chordata; Mammalia; Dasyuromorphia; Dasyuridae. The coding region runs from base 102 to 2255 and encodes 717 amino acids. The record is from RefSeq and is a predicted model, not a curated record. Gene Ontology annotation, cellular component: axoneme; axonemal dynein complex.
GCGUCUUGCCUCUGAUUGUGAUAAGCCACCUCCUCCGUCGCAGCAACGGGGACUGGAGAGCAGAACCGUUCUGAGGAGGCGAGAGAUUCGGAGCGGUAACCAUGAGCAUGCUUUUGGAAGAGGAAGAAGAGAUUUUAGUCCCUCCUGUUAAGGAGCCGUCCGUGAAUUCGGAUGACCCUCAGGAGCGGAUCCAGGCUCGGCGCCUCCGCAUCGCGGCUCGCGAGGAAGCACGGAGGCGGGAAGCACUUGGAGAGUCUUUAGAUCGAAAGAAGGAGAGAGAGGAAGAUCAGUCCAAGAGUUUCAAACAGAAAGAAGACAGUAGACAGAGGUUAGCUAAGCUGCUGCUCUCUGGCACAGAGCUGGUGACAAACGUCCAAGUUGCUGCUGAUACCAGAGAGAUUCACAGGAGGGUAGAUGAAGAUGAAGCAAAACGUCAGAGAUUGGAGAAGCUGGAGAAUGAAGUCAAGACCGGUCAGGAAAAGUUUGAUGACAUUACUUCAAAGUGGCAAGACAGUAAGACGAAGAGGAUUCCUCAAGAGCUGUGGGAGUUACUCAGUGGGCAGCAACAGCAAUGUGCUAUGCUGAUAGAAGAGAAGAACAAGCUUAUUAGUGAUUUACAACAGGAGUUAAAAGCAAAAGAUGACCAAUAUGUGAAAGAUCUAAAGAAACAGGGUGAUGACAUUACUCUGCUGCUAGAGAGGAUGGAAGAACAAGUGAAGAAUUUAAUGAAGAACUUCCGCCAAGAGCUCAAUAAUAUUGAGAAAGCAUUUGAGCUUGAGCGAGAAGAACUGCUGACUGGCAAUAAGAAGAAAUGGGAACGUGAGAUGCAUAUUCACAAUGCCAAGGAGCUGGAGUAUCUGAUAAUGCGCAUGAAGAGGGUAGAGGAUUAUGAGAAGCAGUUAAAUCAACAGAGAAUUCGGGACUCAGAAGAGUACAACUCCAUCAAGAUCAAGCUGGAGCUGGAUGUGCAGAUUCUAGAGCAACAGCUUCAGCAGAUGAAAGCAACUUAUCAGCUAAAUCAGGAAAAACUAGAGUACAAUUUCCAAGUGCUGAAGAAAAGAGAUGAAGAGAACACAAUCAUUAAAUCCCAGCAGAAAAGAAGGAUCAAUCGGUUGCAUGAUGUGCUGAACAAUCUAAGAAUGAAAAUGACAAAGCAGAUAAAGCAAUACCAGGAUGAAAACAUAUCCCUGACUGCAGACUACAAACGCAUUGUGACACAAUUCAGGGAUUUGCAAAAAACCAUGAGGCAUUUUGCAAUUAUCAAUGACAAGCAGUUUUAUGAGAUUUGGAUAAUAAAUGAGGACGAAGCAAAGGCUUUAAUGGAAAGAGCCCUUGAGGCAGACAAAAUCAUCCAGUUACAGCAGCUGGGGCUUCCCUGGACCAGACCUGAUUACUGGUUCAUGAAUAAUGUGGGGCCUAUUUCUCAGGUCAAGAAGAAGUCAGCUACAGAGUUAGUCCAAGAACUGUUACUUAUGGCAGAGGAGGAAGCAGAAGAAAGCACAAAAUCAAAGUUGAAAGAAGAAAAAUCUAGACUGACUCUCCCAAAAAAUUUAUCUGCAAAGACUGUCAAACAAAUCCUGGAGAUUAUGUGUGAUGAGUCGGGUUUUCUUAUAGAGAGUAAAUUGCUGAGGCUUCUCCGUCCCCUGGAGAGAAAUGAAAGCUGUCUACUGAAAUUAGACUCCAUCUUUGCUGCUCUUGGGAUUGAAAAUGAAGAUGAUGUUUAUGCACUGGUGCAAUUCUUUCUUGAAUUCCAAGCUGAGAGAGAAUCCUCUUCACAGAACCAAGAGGGCCUGUCUACAAUUCCAGAGGCUGAAGACAGUAUCAAAAAGGAAAGCAAUGUCCCAGGUGAAGGCAGGUCGCAACAAAUUCUCCAUUCUGAAGUCAUUCAUCCUAAUGAUGUUCUUAAGGCCCUGGAGGCUUAUGUGAUUCAUCAGCAGACACUCAGGGAGGAUCCAAUGCCAGUAAAAGUGGUGAAACGCAAAGAGAGAAGGGACAGCUCAAAGGACACCGAAUACUGGGAAUCCCUGGUUCAAAUCAUCUCUCUGGAUAGACUGAAGCUUUGGGACGCACUAUUUGAUGCCCUCCAGAAAUACCAUGAAGUCCUUACCCAGCGGGCUAAACUGCUGAAUGAAAAUGACUUCCUUGAGCAGCAGAACAGAGAGCUUCAGAUGCUGUUGCAACAGUACCUUGAUUCCAGGAUAAACCUUGAAUUACAAGUCCCUCCUACCCAGGUGUUAAAAGUGCCCAUGAUGUAAGAAGUCCAGGGCCUCAAGUGGGUACAGUGGAUGAAUCCUGGGCUGGCACUGUGGUCCUGCAUCUCUGGGAACAGUCACAGAGCUCGUAUUUAAACUUUCCGCAGCUCUUCCUUGCAUCUUGUUGCAUAUUGAAGCAAGCCACUGUGCAUAGUGCAUUAGUAGGUUGCAGUUCCAAUAAAAGUCUUUAAAAACCA